AUGCAUCUCUUUACUUCUAUGUUGUUGGGGUUUGCCCCUGUUCUCGUUGCUGCGCAAGUGAAGGGAACCGCGUAUGGCUUUGCUAAGGGCGUCACUGGUGGAGGCUCUGCCACUGCUGCGGCUCCUAAGGACAUUACAGAGCUUGCCACUUGGCUGUCCGACAGUACUGCCCGUGUCAUUCUCAUCGACAAAACCUUCGACUUCGUCGGCUCGGAGGGUACUGCGACCGAAACGGGAUGCACCAGCACAACAUGCACCUUGGCCAACGGCGGUCAGGAUUACAUCGGCAGCAACAGUUGCACCGGAAGCGGCAUGGUCUCAGCCUCGAUCUCUUACGAUAAGGCUGGAGCGACUUCUUUGGUUGUCGGCAGUAACAAGAGUAUCGUCGGGGUUGGGAGCAAGGGCGUGAUUCAAGGCAAGGGUCUGAGGCUUCCCGCUACCUCCAAGAACGUGAUCAUUCAGAAUGUGCACAUCACGAACAUCAACCCCCGCGAUGUCUGGGGCGGAGAUGCCCUCCAGCUCGAAGGCAAUGACGGCGUCUGGGUAGACCAUUGCAAGUUCAGCAAGGUUGGGCGCAUCCGCUUGACCAUCUCCAACACGGAAUUCGAUGGCACCACCACAACGUCAGCCACCUGCAACGGGAACCACUACUGGACUGCGAUGUUCAUCGCAACUGGCGACAAAGUCACUCUUGACCGUAACUACUGGCAUGCUUUGUCCGGCCGAGCCCCUAAGCUUGGCCAGAGCGGUGCUACAACCACAGUCCAGGCGACCAACAACCUGUUCUCGAACAUGCUAGGACACGCCUUUGACGCUUAUGCCGGCACUUCCGCCUUGAUCGAGGGUAACGUGUUCGAGUCAGUUACCCUGCCGAUGACAGCCGAGGCCGAGAAGGUCAGCACCAUCUUCAACGCUCCCGAUUCGGCUUCUCUGGGCCUCUGCUCCAGCAGCCUUGGCCGCAACUGCGUUGCGAAUUCUCUGUCCAGCAGUGGCAAGUUUGCCAGCAUGAAAGACACCUCUGGUCUUUCCGCCAUGGCAAGCGCCAAAGCCUACCUCGUCACUCCUAUCCAGGCCAGCAGCGUGAAGAGCACUGUUACCAACAACGCCGGCGUGGGGAAGAUCUGA
Colletotrichum chrysophilum is the source of this 1125-nucleotide messenger RNA. RefSeq lists its product as uncharacterized. The transcript has 4 exons. The record is from RefSeq and is a predicted model, not a curated record. Gene Ontology annotation, molecular function: pectate lyase activity. Lineage: Eukaryota; Fungi; Ascomycota; Sordariomycetes; Glomerellales; Glomerellaceae. Bases 1 to 1125 code for a protein of 374 amino acids.